This is a messenger RNA of Auanema sp. JU1783, 999 nucleotides long. The record is from the annotation of a GenBank genome assembly. Lineage: Eukaryota; Metazoa; Nematoda; Chromadorea; Rhabditida; Rhabditidae.
AUGGCUACUAUGGCAGGAAAGGAUUUCAUCGUUGCUACUAAAUAUAAAUUGAUUCGUAAAAUCGGAUCUGGGUCUUUCGGUGAUAUUUAUGUAUCAAUCAACGUUACAAAUGGAGAAGAAGUUGCUAUCAAGUUGGAAAGCAACAGAGCUCGACAUCCCCAGCUUUUGUACGAGUCGAAAGUAUACAGAAUCCUCCAAGGUGGCGUCGGUAUUCCUCAUAUUCGCUGGUAUGGAACUGAAAGAGAAUAUAAUGUUCUCGUUAUGGAUUUACUCGGUCCUUCUCUGGAAGAUUUAUUUAACUUCUGCAGUCGACGUUUCACAAUGAAGACUGUUCUCAUGCUUGCUGAUCAGAUGAUUGGCCGCAUUGAAUAUGUUCACGUGAAAAACUUCAUUCAUCGGGACAUCAAGCCUGACAAUUUCUUGAUGGGAAUCGGAAGACACUGCAACAAGUUGUUCUUGAUCGACUUCGGUCUCGCCAAGAAGUUCCGUGAUUCACGUACCAGAACGCAUAUUCCUUAUAGAGAGGACAAGAACUUAACGGGUACUGCUCGAUAUGCUUCUAUUAACGCUCAUCUUGGAAUCGAACAGAGUAGAAGAGACGAUAUGGAGUCUCUUGGAUACGUACUUAUGUACUUUAACAGAGGAACUCUUCCAUGGCAAGGGUUGAAAGCAGCUACUAAAAAGCAGAAAUACGAGAAGAUUAGUGAGAAGAAGAUGAUCACUUCCGUGGAAGUCCUUUGUAAAGGAUUCCCUGCAGAAUUCCCAAUGUACUUGAACUAUACCAGAGGACUUCGUUUCGAUGAAGCUCCAGAUUACAUGUAUCUUCGUCAACUUUUCCGAAUUCUUUUCCGCACUCUUAAUCAUCAGUAUGACUACACCUUCGACUGGACAAUGUUGAAACAGAAAGCCUCUCAAUCCCAGACCGGAAAUGUUCAGGCCAAUUCCGCCACUGCUCAAGCUGCUACCGGAGCUGGUCAAAACACAACUCCUGCUCCUUAA